CCGAGCUGGGAGGUGUGGGGCGCCGGGAGCCGCGACGCCCGGGUCCAGGUGGCGCGGUGGAGCUUUGUGUCCUGGGGCCGCAAGGAAAUGGAAGCAACCUGAUCCACGUGACCUUUUACAGGUGGGCAGAUAAGGCCUAGAGGGAACCUGCCGACAUGGCUGAACAUGGGACUGAUGAGCCGUCUUCAAGGACAGGGAGUCCCGAUGGAGAAGGCCGGGCCUCUGGGGACAGACUGUCGCUGCAUCAGAGGCUGGCUGUCAGGGAGCUCAUUGACACUGAGCUCUCCUACCUGCACCUGCUCCGGCUCUGUGCCUCUGACAUCAGGAGCCGCCUGCAGCAGCUGCCUGAGGGAGAUCUGGAUGUCCUGUUCUCAAAUAUCGAGGAUGUCAUUGAGGUGAACAGCAGAUUUCUUCAUGAUCUGCAAGAGACAACAUCCAGGGAAGAGGAACAAGUGUACUUAAUUGGCAACUUGUUCCUGGAAUUCCAAGAGGAGCUGGAGCGAGUCUACAGGGUCUACUGCGCCAGCUACGACCAGGCCUUGCUGCUGGUGGAGACCUACCGGAAGGAGCCGGAGCUGCAGCGAGAGAUCCAGAGCGUCAUCGAGGCCGUGGUGCCACAAGCUGGGCCCUCGGGCCUCAGUUUCUUACUGGUGAUCCCUCUUCAGAGGAUUACAAAGUACCCACUGCUGCUGCAGAAAAUCCUGGAGAACACAGUCCCUGAUGCCAGUGCUUACCCUGUGCUUCAGAGGGCUGUCUCUGCCCUCCAGGACGUGAACACCAACAUCAAUGAGUACAAGAGGCGCAAGGAAGUGGCCUCCAAGUAUGCCAGAGUGGAGCAGCUGACCCUCCGGGAGAGGCUGGCCCGCCUCAACACACACACCCUCUCCAAGAAGACCACUCGGCUGAGCCAGCUGCUGAAGCAGGAGGCCGGGCUUGUGCCCAGGACGGAAGACAAGGAAUUUGACGAUUUAGAAGAGAGGUUCCACUGGGUGUCACUGUGUGUGACUGAGAUGAAGAACAAUGUGGCCGUUUACCUGGAUAAUCUGGAGACUUUCCUCCGCUUCUGGCCCCAGGAGUGCAAUCUGGACAUCGCUGGAGGGCCCAUGCCGGAGUACUGCAGCCUCAUGCGAGAGCUCCAGCUCCAGGCCUUCCCACGCUUCAAGCAGCGGCUGGAAGGCCUGGUGUGGCAGCCAUUGUGCAGCCUGGCCAAAGCCCUGGCCGGCCCUCAGAACCUGGUCAGGAAGCGUCUGGACAAACUCCUGGACUUCGAGAGGGUGGAAGAAAAGCUGUUGGAGGUGGGCAGCGUGACGUACGAGGAGCAGGAGGCCCGGCACACGUACCAGGCCCUCAACUCCCUGCUCAUGGCCGAGCUCCCGCAGCUGAACCGGCUGGCCAUGCGCUGGCUGGGCCAGAUCCUGUGCACCUUCGUGGGCCUCCAGAGGGACCUCGCAGAGCAGGUGCUGCAGUGGGCAGAGGGCAGCUUGGCCCAGCUGCCCCACUACCACCUCUCCGAGCCAGCCUUCUGGAAGCUGGUGGAGGACACCCUGGGCCAGAAUGGUCACCAGCUUCGCUCCUUUCAAGAGAACUUUGAGAAAGUGCUGCCACCUCCCACCGUACAACCACUCCUUCCAGGGGCUGAACGCCAGGUGCAGGCUCUCCUGAGCAGGUACGGCCCAGAAAAGCUGUACCAGGUGACAAGCAACAUCAGCGGGGCUGGGACUCUGGACCUGACGCUGCUGCGGGGCCAGGUUGUGGCUCUCCUUCAAAACAAGGACACCAAAGGCAACAGCAGCCGCUGGCUGGUAGACACCGGGGGACAUCGAGGGUAUGCGCCAGCUGGGAAACUGGAGCUGUACCAUGUCAUCUCCGGUCAGGAGGAAAUCAAAGGGCAGGAGAGGGCUCACCAGGACUCCUAUCACCUGGCACCAGAGCCCAUCCCAGCCCCUGUGCCCUCUCUCCCAACGGUGACCCAGGUGGUGGCGGUGUACCCCUUUGUGGCCAGAAGCAGCCAUGAAGUGAGUCUGCAGGCGGGCCAGCUGGUGACUGUCCUAGAGGCCCAGGACAAGAAGGGGAACCCGGAAUGGAGCCUCGUGGAAGUGAACGAGCAGAAGGGAUAUGUGCCUUCCAGCUUCCUGGCCAGGGCCCCAAGCCCAGCUCCGUGGGGCUGGAGUCUGCCCUCCUAGGGUGCCUGCUGUGGUGCCCGGGCUGCCAAGGGACAGGGAGGCUUGGAUGCUAGGACCCUGUGAGAGGAAGGAAUCCAAGAGAAGGCGGGGGUGAGAGGGGAGAUCAGGCCUAGGUGGGGUGAAGGGCAGCCAGUAGAAGUGGGUGGGCCUUGCAGGCAUACCCGGCGUGGGUGAGCAGGAAAGGCUCCAGCCAGAGCCGCUCACCAGGUCUG
Lontra canadensis (Northern American river otter) is the source of this 2395-nucleotide messenger RNA. It is a transcript of the gene ARHGEF37, whose product is annotated as Rho guanine nucleotide exchange factor 37. NCBI's taxonomy places the organism in Eukaryota, Metazoa, Chordata, Mammalia, Carnivora, Mustelidae. The transcript is spliced from 13 exons. Gene Ontology annotation, cellular component: cytoplasm. Gene Ontology annotation, molecular function: protein binding; guanyl-nucleotide exchange factor activity. The record is from RefSeq and is a predicted model, not a curated record. The coding region runs from base 156 to 2183 and encodes 675 amino acids.